GGUUGCAUGAAAAUUUAGCAAAGGAAUAAAGAGGGAAAAGGUCCCAACCUAAAGAAUACGAUAAGACAACUAUUUUCGACUUCUGAUUUUUUUUCUUUUUGUAAGAAUAAAAAACAUUUUCACAAGCCUCUGUAGCUGAAGCACAAAGCAAAAGCAUUUGGUAGUCGUAACCAAAACGCCAAAUCAUUACCGUUCAACUGAAAUCUAACAGAGAGCCCUCUUUUCUUGGGAAUUCGAUUCCUUGUACGUUAUCUUCUUCUUCUUCUUCUCUUUCUCAAAAUUCGUGUAUCUUCUGGGAAAUUUUCAGAUUUAGAUGGAGAAAGGGGUUGGAUUUGAGAAAGACAUGAAGACAGUCAGUGAUGGGUUUGUCGGAGGUUUUUUCCCUGUCUCUACCACCAAGAUCGCGUGGAAAUCAAGAAAAAGAUCAGGUUUUUUCCACUGUUUCUUGUUUUCUCAGACCAUUAAAGAUUCUAGACCUUUAUUAGCUACCCUUUCUAUUUCUGGUCUGAAAGAUUUGGAAUUUUUUUUAAGCAUCAAUUGUUUUAGCUCUAUGUGAACUAUUUCCUCGAGAUCUAGACAUGGAGCUUUAGUCUUCUUCUCUCUGUCUUAAGCUUCAUUGUUGAACCUAGACAAAGCACCGGAGGCUGUUACGGAGGUCACACCAGAGAAGAACGAGAUAACAGCAAUGGAUACCGAGAAAGUUGGGGAACCAAUGACCACAACUCCUCUUCUGUCCGAGAAAAGGAAAGCUCUGUUCGAGCCACUUGAACCCAUUACGAACUUGAACGGAAAGCGACCAACUGCGGCUGAUUCAUUGUUGCCACCGCCGGAUUUCGAGACUGCAAACUACCCAAAAGGCUGGUUGAUCGGUAAGAAGAGGAAGCUUGUGAAUGUUGAUGUAGUUGAGAGCAUGCGUAGAAUAGCUGUCCAAGAAAUGAACAGAAAGGAUCGAGAGAUAGAUGGGUUAAACGAGCAGCUAGAAGAGGAUUCACGGUGCUUAGAGCAUCUACAGCUUCAGCUGCUACAAGAGAGAAGCAAGAGAACAGAGAUUGAAAGAGAGAACACAAUGUUGAAAGAGCAAGUUGAUAUGCUUGUGAACAUGAUACAAGAAGAUGACGAAGAAGGAGCUGAAGAACCCUAAGCUAGUUCUCAUCAAAUUUAUGUCUCACCUAUAAUAGCUGUGUUCUGUUUUUUUUAUUCUUUUGUAGAUUUGUCUCGUCCACAAAAAAGAAGAAAAGAAAGAAGCUUAACCAUCUAUUAUUUGGUUAAGCUACUCUUGUUCCCUUGUGUGAUAGAACAAAACAUAAUCAAGAACAUUAUAUAUUCUAAGUUAUGAGUUCUCCUGCAAGAUUUGAACCUGGCAUUUGAUUGAAUCGAUUAUGUUCAUUGAAGCUCUUAGGAGGAAAAAGAACCAUUUGGUGUGUGUGUGUGUGUGUGUAUCUUUCUUCAGCAAGAAACAGAGGCAAAAUAAAUACAAGUUUCAGAAA
This is a messenger RNA of Arabidopsis thaliana (thale cress), 1487 nucleotides long. Its product is annotated as Snf1 kinase interactor-like protein. Gene Ontology annotation, biological process: regulation of flower development. Bases 686 to 1141 code for a protein of 151 amino acids. The transcript has 3 exons. Lineage: Eukaryota; Viridiplantae; Streptophyta; Magnoliopsida; Brassicales; Brassicaceae. The record is from RefSeq and is marked reviewed.